CACCUAAUUACAAGUUAAUUCCAUUCCUGUCUAAAAAAAUACUCAGUGUGAGCAUUCAUCAAAAACUGAACAAAAAACCAAACAAUUUCUCAAAAGAGAGAGAAAGAUUGUUUUUAUUAAAAUAACAAACAAAAAGAAGACUUUUAUAAUUUGUUUGUUUAGAAUUAGAUUGAGAGAUUUAAGGUGCUUGGUGACUUCCAGGCACUCUCUAAAGACUUUCCUCUUUAUCCUUUUGUUUCUCUUCCUUUUUUAAAAUAACUACUAGUAAUAUCCCUAUUAAUCAUGUGCUAAUUGAAAUUUGAAAUUAUUUUAUUUAUUUUCUUCUUUCUAGGAAAUUUAAGAAAUACCCAUUUAAGAUUUAAGAAAAGAGAGAUUUAGGAGUAAUUCCCUGUUUUGAUUCCUGUUUCUUGUUUUAUAUAUUCCUUUCACACUCAAAUUUGGGAAAUUUUUGAUUAUAUUAGUUAAUAGGUCUGUGAUUCCUUCCAUUUUGGGUGGUGGUAGUGGUGUUAUUGGGUUGAUACUAUGGGCAAUUGCUUGGGUUCUUCUGCACAAGUAGACACUUUCAAUUCUAAUCCUACUUCUGCUUCAGGAGUAUCAAAAGUUGCCAGCGUUGGAAAGAUAGGCCACUCCUCAAAUUUGUCUAAUCCAACUGUCUCAAGCUCAAGCGUCAAAAGUAGCAAUCUUAGUCUUCCUACUCCAAGAUCUGAAGAUGAAAUUUUGUCAUCUUCUGGUUUGAAGGCCUUUUCCUUUAAUGAUCUUAGGACUGCCACCAGAAACUUUCGUCCUGAUAGUCUUAUCGGAGAAGGUGGCUUUGGUUAUGUUUACAAGGGGUGGAUUGACGAGAAUACACUUUCUCCGUCAAGACCCGGAUCCGGAAUGGUUGUUGCCGUUAAGAGACUUAAACCUGAAGGUUUUCAGGGCCACAAGGAGUGGCUGACAGAAGUAAACUAUCUCGGCCAACUACAUCAUCCCAACUUAGUGAAGCUUAUUGGAUACUGUCUUGAAGGUGAAAAUCGACUUUUAGUAUACGAGUUCAUGCCCAAGGGAAGCCUUGAGAAUCAUUUAUUCAGACGGGGGCCGCAACCUGUCUCCUGGGCAACAAGGAUUAAAGUUGCAAUUGGUGCAGCCAAAGGACUCUCUUUCCUGCAUGACGCUGAAUCACAAGUCAUCUAUCGUGAUUUCAAGGCUUCCAAUAUCUUGCUAGAUGCAGAGUUUAAUUCCAAGCUAUCCGAUUUUGGUUUGGCAAAGGCAGGGCCCACAGGCGAUCGUACUCAUGUGUCAACUCAGGUCAUGGGCACUCAGGGCUAUGCAGCACCAGAGUAUGUAGCUACAGGUCGCCUUUCAGCUAAGAGUGAUGUCUAUAGUUACGGGGUUGUAUUACUAGAACUAUUAACUGGACGACGUGCACUUGACAAAUCAAGAGUUAUCGUAGAGCAGAGCCUGGUAGACUGGGCAAAACCAUAUUUGGGAGACCGAAGAAAGGUAUUCAGAAUAAUGGAUACCAAACUGGAAGGCCAAUAUCCCCAAAAAGCCGCAUUCACAGUUGCUACACUUGCUUUACAGUGUCUUAAUCCCGAACCGAGAUCAAGGCCUAAAAUGUCCGAGGUAUUGGAGGAACUCGAGAAGCUGCAAGACCAUAAAAACUCUAAUAAAAGCUCCCAUGGAGGCUUAAAGAGCGUAUCGAGCCCCAUGAGAUCUCCAAUAAGAAACCACCAUAUACCAAUGCAUUUGACUCCCUCGGCAUCCCCAUUGUCAUCUCACAGGCAAUCUCCUCGUGUUCGUUGACUACAGAGAGCCUUUUUCAAUGUUUGUCGAUGUAUCCUCAGCUUGUGAAAUCUAUUGCUUAAUGUAUAUAAUGGUAGUGCAUCCCCAGUCGAAAAUGGCCCUGUGGCUUCAACCUUAGCUAGGCAAGAAGUAUAAUUACCGUGCCCUGUCCGUUUUUCUCUGAAAUCGAUCUCGAGAAGUGAAGUGAAUGUAGAAGUAUUGUGUUAUUAAUAUAAAUAAUUUUUAGGGUGUGAAGAUCAAGUUUUUGGGAUGUGGUGAUUAUUUUUGUUGCUUGUAUCUGUAAAAUAUGCCCUUUUUAGAGCUUACAAUGCUCUUAGAAUGCAUCUGUUGUAUCAUUAAUUAAUCAUCUCUUAGGUGUAUUAUUUUAUUUGUGAACAAGUUUAUGCAUUGUUUUCAUUUUACACAUGCAUUACAGAAAAACUUUAAAUUAGAAGUAAUUGUAUAAAUAUUCGAUUAAGGAUGGCGCACAUAUUGUGAAUGAUGAAUGCUCUAUAUCAGGAUGAGAAUCCAUGCGGGCGUAGUCGGAUUUUAUAUCGUUCCAAAUGAUCUUCCUUCUUGUACUGCAGGAUGGUCCUGCAAUUGAUCUUACAUGCAAGCCAAUUAGCCAAAAACGUGAGACCAAAAACUUUAAACUUGGGGAAAACUUGAGGUUUCAUUGUUGCAUUCUUGGUGUUCUUUGAAAAUCAAUACUGCAACGUCGUAAUGCUGUUGUCUAUGCAUGCUCAUUGCAUUAUUCAUGCACUUGGACUAGAUUUUUCAUGGUUCUCUUACCCUUAAAUAUUAUCAUAUGUGCCAAAGAGUUCCCCCAAACGCUUCAGUAGGAACAAGAAGUUCGUCCUAAUGAAGACAUGAUGUUUCAAAGUCGUGUUCCUAAUAUCUUAUGAGUUGCAAUUCUGCAGUUAUUCUCUUUACCCUUGUCGCAUUUUUACAUAUAGCUGAGCUUAAUUCUGCAUGGUUUUCUUACCCUUGAACAUUAUCAA
Amaranthus tricolor (Joseph's coat) is the source of this 2765-nucleotide messenger RNA. RefSeq names its product probable serine/threonine-protein kinase PBL3. Bases 523 to 1785 code for a protein of 420 amino acids. The record is from RefSeq and is a predicted model, not a curated record. NCBI's taxonomy places the organism in Eukaryota, Viridiplantae, Streptophyta, Magnoliopsida, Caryophyllales, Amaranthaceae. Gene Ontology annotation, molecular function: ATP binding; protein kinase activity. Gene Ontology annotation, biological process: protein phosphorylation. The transcript is spliced from 6 exons.